Molecule: messenger RNA, 3737 nt
Organism: Paramuricea clavata
Lineage: Eukaryota; Metazoa; Cnidaria; Anthozoa; Malacalcyonacea; Plexauridae
Source: the annotation of a GenBank genome assembly
AUGAACUCGUCUACACUUCCUCCAUUAUUGGGCAACUAUCUACAUGAAUAUGAAGAAAAACAAACGGUAGCUUUAGCAAGGUAAGGGCAAAAAAAUAACGAUUAUAAAUGCGAUUUUUUAUUUUAAAUUUUUAAUCCUUUAAUCUUGUAUGUAUUUUGGGUUUCAUAAAACAAAUAUUAUAUUGUUAAUGGUUAGAAAAUGCGUAACUAUGCUGUGAAAUAUAGAUAUACAAUAAAUUAAGUACAAACUAACGUAUUGUCUGAAAUUGGUAUAAAUUUUGUUCUGGACCGUUCAUGGUAGGACUGAUUUAUAUAUUAUAAACUGCAUUUCAAAUCGAUGUAUUUACUGCUUUCGAAGAGCAUAAAAUCUUUCGUAGCAAACAUAUAUUCAAUUUUUAACUUUUUUACCUUAAUUUAUACCUAUUUUUUCCACUAAUCAAUCGCAGGUCUGAUGAAGCAGGUCCAGUUAGUGAGCAAUUAGAACAAGUUAAGAAUGGUUCUAAUGAAGUAGAGAAGAAACCGAAGCACAUCAGAACAAUGGCUCACAAGCGUCAUGCGGAGGCUGAGGAGAAAGCAUCGAAAGAAAAAGAGGAGGUCGGUUGAGAUUGUUGUAGGCUGUCUGGCUAAAAGCCUGUGUGCUAAACUAAUUUUAUUUUUUUACUCUUUCUAAUGCCAGACAAUUUUACUUGUGAAGGGGAGAGUGCUGGUGCUUAAUGGGUUAACUGGCCUAUCUGCCUAUAUGUGUCUAGUUGAGCCAUUGAGUCGCAUUGCACCCUGAUGCGCCCUAGUACUUUAUUAUUUUACUCUAACACCAGAUUAUUUUACUCUGUCUAAUGCCAGACGAUUUUACUCAUCAAUGGGAGAACGCUGACCUGUUAAUGGGUUUCAAACUCUGUACAUUAGGAAUGUUCGGUAUACUGAUAUACCGAAAAUAUUGGCAUUGAAACCAAUAUCAAAUUUUUGUUUUACUCAAAUGUAAAGUAAAAGAAGUAGACAUUUCGUGUUAAAAACAAUGUCAACAGAGCUCUUUGAAAUUAUCAUAAAUGGUGUUUCUACUUUUGAAAUUAUUCAAAAUCAAAAUUUCCUUCAAAUUUCCACUAAGGAAUUUUCCUAUCUAAUUUAAAAAGCAAAUAACUGGUAUACUGAUAAUAUCGGUAUAACUUUUCCGGUAUACCGAUACCAGGAAAUUCUCAUACCGAACAUUCCUACUGUACAUGACACUUUAAUAGAAAAAUUUAUAAUUAUUGUGAAAUCUGCUUCUGUUGAAAUUUUAGAAAGCUCUCCAUACGUUCAAAAUGUGGAACAUUGUAAAAGAAAAUGAACGUAAAAGGAAACAGAGGAUGUUAAAAGAUCGAGUGAACUUGCAACAUCAGAUGAUUAAAAAACAGGAUGAACUAAUUCAAGAAAAACAUGAACAGCAAAAAACAGUUAGUAUGAAACAAAGGCACUUGAAAACAGCACUCUGAUUUUAGAAAUUUAAUGAUGGGCUUUAUUGCUAGCUGCUAACAUUUCUGUAACAUUCUUAUAAUUAACAGGAAAAGGAAAAGCAAAAUUCUCAAGCAAGAACUCGAAAACAAAAGCUUGGAGAACUACCACAAAAAGGUAGAAUUAGAAAUACUUAUGUCAUGUACGUUUGUCAUUGUCAAAAAUGUCCCAAGUCCUGCAAAAUAUAUUGUGGACUUCGUAACUAGUUCAAUCAUUUAACAUAUUGCCAUGAAUAUUUUUAUCAGUGCAACAAAAACAACUUUCAAAGCCGACAAACAACAACAAACCUAGAAAGCAUAAACCAGUUAUCCCAGAGGCCCAAAAUGAACAAGUCCCCGAAAAAACUUGCGACGAAGAAAAGAAGUCCGAAGCUUCACAAAAGCUGGACACUUUCUCCGAAGAGGACCUAUCAGAAUUCUUAGAAAAAUCAAUAAUGCAAGAUGCAGAUUUCCAUGAAUUACGUUAUCAGCCAUUACAGAUCCAGCUUGAAAGAUUGUUUGGUGACGAGGCUGAUGGGUAUUUGAAUCCCACUGUCAAGGAAAGUCCGAGGAGAGUUUUUGAUCUUGCUGUAGCAAGGAAAAGUAAGCCAGUUACUGUUUUAAUACUGUAUAUUUUGUUUUCUUUCUUCUUAAUCUAGUCGUAAUUUUACUAGUUUUUACCUACUAUGUUAUUGUCUUUUUCAUUGAAUAAAUCAUUUACUGUUAUGUUAUCAUUUACUGUUAUGUUACUGUUUUGCAGUGGUGAAGAUCCCCUCUUACACAACAAAGCUUUGCUAAAUAUGUUAAUGAAUUAAAGAUAAUUAUUAUGAUACUUAACAUACUUUUCUUUAUAUUAUUCCCUUUUUAGAAGGUCAACAUGGCGCUGCAGCAUUGUGGGAAGCAUUGAGGGCUUACUCCAGGCAAAAAUUGGUAAACAAAGAUGCGUUAAUUUUGCCUGAUGUUAAGGUACAAUAAACAUUCGUCCCUUUUUCUGUCUUGCUCUUCAUUUAAUUGAGAAUGAAACAUACAUAUUCAAUAACUUGUUUUUCUCAAUGUUUCAGAAUGCAUACGCGUGUUUUGUAAGAGAAUGUCUACGACGUCAUAUCACGCCCAUAAAGAGAAACUUUGUUAGUGAAGAAGAGGUGAAUGGAAUGUUUUUGUCAGUAUGUGCAGCAGAUUGUGGCCAACGUACCUUAGUUGGAAGUGUUGGCUGCAAUAUUUCUGUAUUCUGUGUAUUUGCCACCAAAGAUAUGACUACAACAUACAACAAGAAGAAUUAACAUUAUUUUCCCACUCUUGAUAACUGCUGGUUGACCUCCAUCUGUUGCAAGAUUCAUUGUUUUUCUGAUCGAUUCUUGCAUGUCUAGGACUGAAAAUAUCCAUACCACUACUUUGCUUGAUUUUGCAAUGGCUAGAGCAUGUUCCAUCCUGAGGAAUAUUAUUUUUCCGUUUAAAUUUCAGACUCCUGUAAAUGUUAAUCCUGAAGAAAGUGAUAUUCUAAAAGACGUCAAGUAUCGAAGACAUCGUCAAGAGCUCAUGUAUCGUAUAGCACAUAUCAAUCAAGAUAAAACAAAAUUAUUAUUUCAAGUUAUUGGACAGCCACAUUACUCGGAAGAGAAGGAUGAGGAUGGAAUAAGAAGAUAUUACCCUGAGAUAACACAUGUAUGUAUUCUAGAAUGUUGAAGAGUUAUAAUUACACCUACUUAGCAGUUACGAAAAAUAAACUAUAUAGGCCCUUCGGUCAUUCUGGUCAGUGUAGCGCUCAGACCAGCUACAGUGGCAGUUGUUUUAUUGUCUUGAUUUCUAUGUGAUUACAACUUUCAUGCUUUAAUGCGUUUAAUUAACUUUUUAGGAAGAGAACGAAGAAAAACUUCCCUUGGUUAAACUUCCAGAUAUUCACAAUAAUUUAACAUCAAGUAACACGCUAGCUAUGGGCAGCACACGUUCAGUAAAAACAAAAUCCAAAGGACAGCAUCUUGAGGCACAACCUCAUGAAAGCCGUUCCAAACUGGUUUUCUUAACAGAGAAGAGGGCAACAUGCCGAGGCCAGUUUGCAAAACGUUUAAACAAAGACGACAAGGAAGAUUCGAAUUUAAAACAGACGAAAUCAGUUGAUAUUUUGCAAGGGAGUAAAACGCCCAGUCCGGUUUUUUCACAAACGUUAUGGGAACCUUUAAGUAUGCAAGCUUUAUUGGACCAUCAGGUGACUGUCCUUGAAAGACGAAAUGAAAUGGCUGGGCUUGAUUCCUCUCAAGUAUGGAACGUGUGCAGGUGA